Messenger RNA from Knipowitschia caucasica, 555 nucleotides. Lineage: Eukaryota; Metazoa; Chordata; Actinopteri; Gobiiformes; Gobiidae. The record is from the annotation of a GenBank genome assembly.
AUGUCCGUGACGCGGCUGAACAUGCUCGUGCGCGUGCGCCUGUGGGCCCCUGUGCCGCUCGUGCUGGUGCUCGUGCUGGUGCUCGUGCUGGUGCUGCGUGUGGCCCCUGUGGCCCCCGCGGCGGUGGGAAGCCUCCCGGUGCAGGACUACGCGGCGGACGAGGCGGAGCGGCAGAGCCCAGACCUGGUCUUUGAUGACUAUCGCGGCAAAGGCUGCGUGGACGACAGCGGCUUCGUCUACAAACUGGGAGAGCGCUUCUUCCCGGGCCACUCGAACUGUCCAUGCGCAUGCACGGAGGACGGGCCUGUCUGCGACCAGCCCGAGUGCCCCAAACUGCACCCCAAGUGCACCAAAGUGGAGCACAAUGGCUGCUGCCCCGAGUGCAAAGAGGUGAAAAACUUUUGCGAGUAUCGAGGGAAAACUUACAAGAUUCUGGAAGAAUUUAAGGUGCGUGAGAAGAUUUAUGAUGGUUUGUCCGAGAUUGAAAAAGACCACGGCCAUUUCGAGAUUAGAGGAACAGGAGAGAAGGAAACCGUUAAAUCUUUGAUAGAAUAG